Adineta ricciae is the source of this 1926-nucleotide messenger RNA. The record is from the annotation of a GenBank genome assembly. Lineage: Eukaryota; Metazoa; Rotifera; Eurotatoria; Adinetida; Adinetidae.
AUGAAAGACAUUCGGAUCCAUCGAAUCUAUCCCGAAUCUGAACGUCGUAAACAUAACAUCAUUCAAGAUUCUGUACGAGAAUCAGUUGAUUAUAUUGAAGAAUAUACCUCUGAAUCCGUUUCAUCGGCUAGCAGACAAUCAGUAUUAUCUGACGAUGUGAGUGUUCGAUCAGAAUCUCCGCCCAUAAAAAUCAUUAAAACAUCACAUUCUUUUAAUCAUCCAUUGAAUGCGCCUUCGUCUCUCCAUACGAUCAGAACUAUUUCAAAACCAACGCCGUCAUUUCGAUCCUAUAUUGUUUCGCCAAUUUCUCCUUUAUACAAAACAGUAUCAUGGAUACCAAUGAAAACACGUCUAUCAAAUGAUGUACCAUCGCUAAGAUCGUCCUCGAAAACAAAUAAACAUAUUGGGAGUUGCCAGACAAUUCCAUCGAAUAUUUCAUUAGCUGUGAUAACUUUUGGUUUAGGAAUAGCUGCAUGUAUAAUUGUCAUUUUGGCCGUACUCUUAGCUCUGAAAAACGACAGCUCAACAACUGUUUCAAGUAGUUACACAUCGUCGUCAUGUGCGGAUAAUUGUAUGAUGUCGAUAACACCAUUCCGUGAUUCAACAAUUGCCUCAUGGCCGUUUGACAGCAGUCUUUCGGACGAGAACAAUAUCUAUUCUGCAUUGUAUUCAAAUCCACCGAAUGUCCCCUACGACACUGGUAAUGUCGGAAAUGCAGUAGUACUAUCUUCAUCACAAUAUCUCUAUGCAAGUACACAUUUUAUGAAUCUCAGUUACCGUAGUUGGACUAUAGAAGGGUGGUUAUUAUUGAGUAGUGUUAGUGGUACUCGUGGAAUAUUUAGUCAAUGUCAAUCGGCAUCAACUACCGAUCAAUGUUUAACACUCAGUAUAAAAAAUCAACGAUUACAUUUAGGUUUUACGAAUGACGAUCUCGAUGGAAGCACUAUUUUAACAACAUCAUCAGUAUUGUGGCGUCACGUUGCUUUUGUGUAUGAUUACACUAAGAUGCGUCAAUCAAUUUAUCUCGAUGGUGUUCUUGAAGCAACCACAAGUGCAUCUGGUCUUCUUGUAGGUCCAUACAAAGGACAAUCGGGCAACAUUUUCAUCGGUCGAACAGAUUCUGGUGAUUAUUUCGAGGGUAGGAUUGAUCAACUACAAGUAUCCGAAAGAGCGAAAUCCGCUUGUGAAAUUUUAAAUGAUGCAACACUGACAGCCUACUAUGCUUUCGAUAUUGGCGCAUCGUAUCUCGAUUCAAGUAUGAAUUAUUUCCAUGGUAUAUCCAACUUAUUAAUCACAUUGCCUGGUCGUGUGAAUUAUGCUUAUUCAUUUCAAUAUGAAUAUUCCUAUUUUCAAUCACAAGGAUUCACCGCAUAUCAAACCGACGAACCAUUCAGCGUGUCUUUAUGGGUCAAUCCAUUCGUCGUUACUGGCGGAACUUUAAUUCAUUUAUCAACGAAUAUCGAUGGUAGUAGUGACGCUUGUUUCGACUUGCUUGCUCUUAGCUCUUCUGGUCAAUUGAUAGGACAAUUGUAUGAAAGUUACGAUUGCUGUGUUUGUUGUGUUGUUAAUCCAUUGAUUAGUUGUCCUUGUCGAGGCUUGAGAAACGUAGCAGGUCCAACGAUGAUCGUAAAUACAUGGACACACAUUGUUCUCACUUAUAGUAGAAGCAAUGGUUUAGCAUUGUAUACCAACGGUACGCUACGUGGUGUAACUGAUGCAUUUUCAUCGUUUCCUGAACCGGCGCCGGAUUAUGAUGUUCGACCAUACAUGAUUGUAGGAAAUCAGAGAAUAGGUGGCGGCUUGCACGGUUGCUUAAGUAGUUCACCGUUGGUUUCUUCCGGUUCCUAUCGUGGCUUGAUCGAUGAGUUACGAAUUUACAGUCGAGAAUUGACAAAAACUGAAAUUUGUUCUUUAUUUCAUGUUUAA